Fusarium tjaetaba is the source of this 2202-nucleotide messenger RNA. Its product is annotated as xyloglucanase. Lineage: Eukaryota; Fungi; Ascomycota; Sordariomycetes; Hypocreales; Nectriaceae. Gene Ontology annotation, molecular function: protein binding. Gene Ontology annotation, biological process: xyloglucan metabolic process. The transcript has 3 exons. Bases 1 to 2202 code for a protein of 733 amino acids. The record is from RefSeq and is a predicted model, not a curated record.
AUGAAGUUGCUCUCUCUUCUCGCUGCUUCGGCAAGCGUUGCGCAAGCUGCUUUGAAAUGGCAGAAUGUCCGUUUUGGCGGUGGAGGCGGCUUUGUUCCUGGCAUUGAGUUUCACCCUACUGCCAAGGGCGUUGCAUACGCGCGAACUGACAUCGGUGGACUUUACCGUCUCAACGCGGAUGACUCUUGGACGCCGCUGACUGAUAGUACUGGUGUUGAUGCCACAUGGAGCCGUUGGGGUAUCGAUGCUCUGGCCCUUGAUCCAAGUAACCCUAACAAGGUUCUCACUGCUGCUGGAUUGUACACAAACUCAUGGGAUCCCAACAACGGAGCUAUCGGUAUCAGCAACGACAAAGGCGCUACUUGGUCCUUCACUGAGCUCCCCUUCAAGGUAGGCGGUAACAUGCCCGGCCGCGGUAUGGGCGAGCGUCUCGCCGUUGACCCCAAGAAUUCCAACAUCAUCUACUUCGGAGCUCGGAGCGGCAACGGCCUCUGGAAGAGUACGGAUGGUGGCAAGAGCUUCUCCAAAGUCACUUCGUUCACCAACGUCGGCGCUUACGUUGCCGAUCCGAGUGAUAGCUCUGGAUACAACAGUGACAUUCAGGGUUUGUCCUUUGUCACAUUUGACUCUACCUCAUCUCUUGUCAACGGAGCUACGUCGCGCAUCUUUGUCGGUGUUGCUGAUACAAAGACUGCUUCUGUGUAUGUUACCACUGAUGCGGGUAAGACGUGGAAGCCUGUGGAUGGCCAGCCUGUGAAGUAUCUUCCCCACAAAGGUCAGUUCUCACCAAAGGAGAAGGCUUUGUACCUUUCUUACAGCAAUGGUGGUGGACCUUAUGAUGGUACUGCCGGUGCCGUUUACCGCUACGAUGUUGCAGCCAACACUUGGAAGGACAUCACCCCACCUGGAGAUGUCUACUUCGGCUUUGGCGGUCUUGCUCUCGACCGCCAGAAACCGGGUACUCUUGUCGUUGCCUCACUCAACUCUUGGUAUCCCGAUGCCCAAUUCUUCCGAUCAACUGACUCUGGCAAGACCUGGUCUACGCUCUGGAACUACAACGCCCAGGGUAACCUCGAUCUUCACUACAGCAUCUCUACACCAAAGGCACCUUGGAUCUACAAGAACUUCAUUUCCGUUGAUACCAAGAAGCUGGGUUGGAUGGUUGAAGCUCUGGCUAUUGAUCCCUUUGACAGCAGCCACUGGUUGUACGGCACUGGUCUGACACUCUACGGUGGCCAUGAUCUCACCAAGUGGGACACCGUUCACAACAUCACUAUUGAGUCUCUUGCCGACGGUAUCGAGGAGACCGCAGUUCUCGACGUCAAGUCUGCACCUGGAGGAAGUGAACUUCUUGCGGCCGUUGGCGAUGACAGCGGGUUCACCUUUGCCUCCAAGAGCGUUCUUGGCAAAUCUCCACUCUCAGCCUGGGACAACCCAAUGUUCACGACAUCUACUAGUGCUGACUACGCUGGCAAGAAGGUUGGCAAUGUUGUCCGAGCUGGAAAUAGCGACAGCAACCCUCAAGUUGCGCUAUCAUCCGACGGCGGUAAGUCGUGGAAGCUUCACGGCGCGGCUGCGCAGGGUCCCAAGGGAGGCGCCAUCUCCUACUCUGCGAAUGGAGAUACAAUUGUCUGGUCUCCCGAGAACCAAGGUGUCUUGAGAUCUCAAAACGAAGGCAGCUUCGCUUCUGUCUCCAGUCUUCCGAACGGCGCUCUCGUUGCUAGUGACAAGCAAGACAACGACUACUUCUACGGUGCAUCAGGAUCAAAGUUCUACGUCUCCAACAACACAGCUUCUAGCUUCUCCACUGGUGGAUCUCUCGAUGGAGCAAACUCUGUCAAAGACAUCGCCGCUCAUCCUACCAAGGCAGGCGAGGUCUGGGUCUCUACCGACGCUGGUAUCUUUCGCAGCACAGACUACGGCAGCGCAUUCUCCAAGAUUAGCGGUCUUAGCAAGACUGAGCAGAUUGCUCUCGGUAAGGGCUCUGGAAGCAAUUGGAAUGUGUACGCUUUCGGAACAGGGUCUGCGGGCCGCAAGCUAUAUGGCAGCUCUGAUCUUGGCAAGACUUGGACGGAUCUCCAGGGCUCUAUGGGCUUUGGUGCGGCGGACAGUGCUAAGCUAGCUGGAAGUGGAAAUGAGGCGGGAUUGGUCUAUGUUGGAACCAACGGCCGUGGUGUCUUCUGGGGCCAGGGAACUAUCUGA